AUGAUAAUACUGCAGCGUUAUGGCAUUUGCUGUCAAAAGCUGAGUGCUGAAACGGUUAAACAGCCAGCGGUUAGUAGCGAGAAUCCCUCCCGGUGUCCCGUGGAGGGUAAAAUCCUCCCGACAGACUGGCCCAGGGAAUCCCGGCUCGCGACGCUUCCCUGCCCCCGCGCAAAGUUGUCCAAAGUCGCCUUCCCAAAGGUCCCUUCCCUGGCCGGGGCGCGGGCGCCCCUCCGCGGGCCACACUACCUGUGCGCCCAGAGCGAGCAGGGUCCUGGGCCUCCCACACCGACCUCUGCCCGGAGCCGAAAGUGCUGCCCGGGACGGACGGGAGCAGCAGGAAAGGGCCGGGAGGAGCGAGCGGAAAAGGCUGGAAGGGAUCGAGACGCCAUGGAAACCACUGGAUCCCGUCCAUCUCCAAAACUAAGGGCUUUCCUGCAAACUUCACACUCAGGAAUCCAUGACGUCGCCUCCUCCGCGGCCAGCCAGCUCCGUGGCUCCUUCGGCCGCCAGCACAAGUCCCUGAUUGUUCGCGAGAAAAGUCUGGGAGAGGGAGCGAAGCGGGCGACGGCGAAAAGAAGGGGGUGGGGGCCUGCGAGUGUCCAAGUCGGCCCUGCAGGAGCUCCAGGCGGCUGUUUGCAAGGAGUGCCCCAGCCACCGCCUUCCCUGGCCCGCGGCAGCUUUUCAUAAAUCAUGCCCAAGACUCCCAAGCCCCCCAGUUGCCAAGCGGGCGCCUCUCGGAGAAAGCGGCCCAGGGUUCAAACCAACACCCCAGGUUGUCCAAGCUCCUGGACGUUCGCCCAGGGGGCCCUUCCCAGUCCCUCACUGCUUCUGGCUGCCCAAAUUUUUGUGUGUUCAGGGAUGGUGGGGAGGAGGAAGAGGAGAAGGAGGAGGAAGGAAAAGAAAUAAAUAACGGUGCCUUGUGUCAACUCUCCAACUUUGAGAAUUUUUUUUCAAAGAGUUUAUUUUUAGAUUCAUUUAGAAAAUCCAAGGUUUCCAGUGAUGCUCAGAGGCUCCAGAAAUAAUGA
Cebus imitator (Panamanian white-faced capuchin) is the source of this 1025-nucleotide messenger RNA. RefSeq lists its product as uncharacterized. The transcript has 2 exons. Lineage: Eukaryota; Metazoa; Chordata; Mammalia; Primates; Cebidae. The coding region runs from base 1 to 687 and encodes 228 amino acids. The record is from RefSeq and is a predicted model, not a curated record.